Molecule: messenger RNA, 5667 nt
Organism: Oncorhynchus keta (chum salmon)
Lineage: Eukaryota; Metazoa; Chordata; Actinopteri; Salmoniformes; Salmonidae
Gene: ccar1
Product: cell division cycle and apoptosis regulator 1
Exons: 28
Coding region: 191-4150 (1319 amino acids)
Biological process (GO): regulation of DNA-templated transcription
Cellular component (GO): nucleus
Source: RefSeq, a predicted model, not a curated record
GAAUACUUUCUGAAGAUUACCUGACAGUUAUUUUGUCGUCAAAGAAAAGUAUGUAGCGCGCGUGCGCGCCCCCUGAUCUACGCAUGCGCGGCGACAGUGUUUGAUCCAUCUCCGCCGGCGAAUGAACAGAGGACAGAGGAUAUAAACCUAAAUCAGUUCCGUCAAUACACUUAAGUUCGAGCCCUGACUCAUGGCCCAGUUUGGGGGACAGAAGAACCCACCGUGGGCGGCUCAGUUCACUGCCACGGGGGUGUCCCAGCCCAGCCACUCAGGACAGUCCCUGGACCUCAACAGCCUACACUCUCUAGGUGUGCAGCAGCCAUCUCUCCUGGGUGCGUCUCCCUCUAUGUACUCCCAGCAAUCGGCCCUGUCUGCAGCCUCCCUCAACUCCCAGUCGUCCGCCUCCAACUACCAGCUAUCCCAACAGACUGCAGCCCUGCAGCAGCAAGCCGCAGCUGCCGCCGCUGCAGCACUGCAACAGUCUCAAAUCAACUCGGCCUUGCAGCAGUAUCAGCAACAACAGCAACAACAGCAACAACAACAACAGCAGCAGCAACAACAGCAGCAGCAACAGCAGCAGCAGCAACAGCAGCAGCAGCAACAACAGCAGCCGCCUCCUCAGCAGCCGCCUCCUCAGCAGCUCUACAAUGUACCCCAUCAGCAACAUCAACAACAUACAGACUCAUACGGGCAACAUCAACAACAUACAGACUCAUACGGGCAACAUCAACAGCAUACAGACUUAUACGGGCUCCCCCAGCCCCAGCAAGCACUGCUUUCACAGAACUGGAGUGGUGAAAACAAAUUCCCGCCCCCCGUGGCUCUCCCCACCAGCCUCUCUCUGUCCAACCCCCAGCAGACAGCCCAGAUCACCGUGUCCUACCCCACGCCUCGCUCCAGCCACCAGCAGCAGAGCCAGCAGCAGAGCCAGCCCCAGAAACAGCGCGUCUUCACCGGCGUUGUCAACAAGCUGCAUGACACAUUCGGCUUUGUGGAUGAGGACGUCUUCUUUCAGCUCAGUGCGGUGAAGGGGAAGACCCCCCAGGUGGGUGACAGGGUCCUAGUGGAGGCCGUGUACAACCCCAACAUGCCUUUCAAAUGGAACGCACAACGCAUUCAGACCUUACCUCAGCUGGCCAACCAAUCGCUUCAGCAGCAGCCCCAGUCCUUACCUCCAGUUCCCCCACAGCUGAGCAGCUUUUAUGCUGACCAGGGGAUGCAGCAGCGCUACUCAGACAUGCACUCCGUCGGCAUGGACAACAGACAAAAUAGCCAGCCUCCAGGCCCUAAUAUGAUGAAGCCGGGUCCCAACAUGCUCCAGUCUCUGCCUCCCCCCACCAAUUUCAAUGUACAGGCCCAGGGUCCCCCUCCUCCCCUGCUCCAGGCCCAGCUCUCUGCUGCCUCCUUGGCCCCGCUCCUCCAUAACCCCCCUCCGCCCCUGCUAUCACAGCCACCACCCAAAGAUGUGUUCUCAGGUGGUCUUCUUCAGCCCCCAGUGAGGAUGAUGCCUCAGCCCGUCCGGCGUCUGGACCCCUCCCCCCGCUUCCCCAACCGUAUCGACCGCCCUGAACUCAUCCUCAGGACCAAGGAUGAACGCAGUCGUGAAAGAGACCGUGAGCGCAGGAGGUCCAGAGAGCGCUCUCCCAUACGUAAACGCUCCAGAGACCGUUCUCCGAGACGUGAUCGCUCCCCUCGCCGCCCUCGCAGGGUGGUGCCUCGCUACACCGUCCAGUUCUCCAAGUUCAGCCUGGACGGUUCUAACUGUGACAUGAUGGAGCUGAGGAGACGCUAUCAGAGCCUGUACAUCCCCAGUGAUUUCUUUGAUGCUGUGUUCACCUGGGUGGAUGGCUUCCCCCUGCAACGGCCCUUCCAGUUCGGCAACUACUGUAACUUCCACAUCAUGCACAAGGAGGUGGACUCUCUGGUCAAGAACACUGCGGUGCUGGACCCUCCCGAUGCCAACCACACAUACAGUGCUAAGGUGAUGUUGCUGGCCAACCCCAGUCUAGAAGAGCUCUACCAUAAGUCCUGUGCUCUGGCUGAGGACCCUCAAGAACUCAGAGACUCCUUCCAGCACCCCGCCCGCCUCAUCAAGUUCCUAGUGGGGAUGCGGGGUAAGGACGAGGCCAUGGCCAUCGGGGGCCACUGGUCCCCCUCCCUGGAUGGAGCGGAGCCUGAGAAGGACCCGGCCGUGCUCAUAAAGACAGCCAUACGCUGUUGUAAGGCCCUCACAGGCAUAGACCUGAGUCUCUGCACUCAGUGGUAUCGUUUUGCAGAGAUUCGCUAUCAUCGCCCUGAGGAGACUCACAAGGGGCGGACAGUGCCCGCACAUGUGGAGACAGUGGUUUUGUUUCUUCCGGAUGUUUGGCAUUGUCUUCCUACCCGCUCAGAGUGGGAAGGGCUGUCGCGGGGACUUCGGGAGCAGCUGGCUGAGAAGCUGUCCGCGGAGCGGAAGGAGGCUGACGGAGAACAGGAGGAAGAGGAGAAGGAUGAAGAAGAUUCCAAGGAGGUGACCACCCCGACACACUGGACUAAGCUUGAUCCGAAAUCAAUGAAGGUGAAUGACCUGCGCAAAGAGCUAGAGUCACGCUCACUGAGCUCUAAGGGGUUAAAGUCCCAGCUGAUCGCACGCCUCACCAAGCAGUUGAAAGUGGAGGAGCAGGUAGAGGAGGCCAAGGAGCCUGAGAAACCAGAGAGCCAGGUCCCUGAGGAGGAGGAGCCUCAACACAUGGAGGAAGACAGAGAGGAGGAAGAGAGGAAGAAGCAGGAGGAGUUGGAGCGCCAGCGCAGAGAGAAGCGCUACGUCCUGCCAGACCAGCCCACUAUCAUAGUUCACCCCAACUGGGCGGCCAAGAACGGCAAGUUUGACUGCAGCGUCAUGUCUCUGAGCGUGCUACUGGACUACAGGGUGGAGGACAACAAGGAACACUCCUUUGAGGUUUCUCUGUUUGCGGAGCUGUUUAACGAGAUGCUACAGAGAGACUUUGGCUACAGGAUUUUCAAGGCCCUGGCCUCUGUGCCUUGCAAGGAUGACAAGAAAGACAAGAAGGAUAAAGCCAAGAAGGAGGCAGAAAAGAAGGAGGCAGAGAAGAAAUCAGAUGUGAAGAAAGUGAAAGAGGAGGAGAACGGAGAGCCAGUGACAAAGAAGGCAAAAGAGGAGGAACCGGAGAAGAAGGAGGAGGGUGAGAAGGAGGAGGAGAAAGUUCUGAAGGAGGAUUCUAUAGAUGCGGAAGAGAAGGAGGAGGAGGAUGAGAGCAGCAACACUAAUGCUGAGGAGUACGACCCUCUGGAGGCCGAAGAUGCUGAUGACGAUGACGAAGAUGAUAAAGACGAUGAGGACUCUAACGGCAGGGACAGGAGAGACGACCGCAGCAGCAGAGACGACAGGAAGUCCAAAGAACGGUCCUCUAAAGACAAGGAGAAGAAGCAGAUGGUGACCUACAACAAGGACCUGCUUAUGGCCUUUGUCUACUUUGACCAGAGCCACUGUGGCUACCUGCUGGAGAAAGACCUGGAGGACAUCAUGUACACACUGGGGUUACAUCUGUCUCGAGCCCAGGUAAAGAAGUUGUUGAACAAGCCGGUGGUGAGAGAGUCGUGUUACUACCGUAAACUGACGGACGCAGCUAAAGAUGAGUCUGCUCCUUCCUUCAGUGAACCCCUGCUAGACAACCUGCUAGGUAACCGUGCCUUGCUGCCCAUGCUUGUGUCUCGUGGCCAGGCAGCGCCAGUGGAGUCUAGUGAGUCUGGAGGCAGCAGCAGUCUAAUAGUGUAUAAUGGAGCCAUGGUGGACGUGGGCAGCAUCAUGCAGAAACUGGACAAGAGUGAGAAGGCCAGGGAGGAGAUUGAGCAGAAACUCAUGGUGCAGGACUCCAAGAUGGCCGAGGACACCAAGCAAAUCCUCCAGCUGGUAUCAGCCAACCGAGCCCUGUCUAAAGAUCUGGAGGAGGUGAAGGGAACUCUGGGCCAGACGGAGAACAACUUCAGAGCUACGGUGGAAGAGAAGACUGUCUACCACGACCAGCUCAGCAAGACACUCAACAACCUGGGCAACACCAUUAAGGAACUUCAGGGAGUCCUCAAGAAGGAGGUUCCCUCAGAAGCCGCAGCUGACCAAAAAUCCCAAACAACUAAUGGUUCAGACGAAUGAAAGAAUGAGUUGUGCAAUCGGACACACUUCUUACAAAUCCUGUACAUAUGCACUAAAAACCAGUUUCAUUUGUGUCUAUAGUAGUUGUUUUCUCUCUCAUGGCCAUACAUAGAUUGGCAUUGUGUGGGUGAAUCCCAAAGGGCACCCUAUUCCCUAUAUGGUGCACUACUUUUGAACAGGACACAUUGGGCUCUGGUCAAAAGUAGUGCACUAUGUAGGGAAUAGGGUGGCAUUUGGGACAUAAGCGUUCACUUAAUUAGUUCUAAUGUUUUUGAGUGACCUCACUGUUUCCACCUGAAAAUAAAAUGUUAAUUUCAUUGGUUUGAAAUCAGUUAGUUUGAUUCUCGGGUUAUUAUGAUGCGUUCUAAUUGUGAAACUAUUAAUAACUAUUUUGUUCAAAAUUGUGUUAAUUUCAUUGAGAAGUGCUUCUUUGCUUACGGUAUACAUUUUUUUUAUUUUUGUAGCUGCCUCAAUUGCUCAUGAUAAUUUAAAUGUUUUGUUUUAGUCUGCAUUGGUUUACUCGUUCAUAGCCCUACCCAAAUAGUAACACAACAUUGAUGCCAGUAUGUGUGAGUAGUACCUUAUAUCAGAUAAUUCUAAUUAGCAAUAAUGGUGUUAUUUAUGUUCAAGUGAAUUCAUAAAAAAAUAUAUAUUUAAAAUAAAUAAACAAUGAUAUUUAGAGGGGAGGGAUGAGGACCUUGAAGAUGUGUUUUUGAUGAGUCAACCGAAUGACUAUAACAUGUUCCUCCUCUUCUCCCUGACAGCUGAUCAAUAAAGUAAUUGAUCAUUUUGUAUUUCCUCAUCCUACUAAUCUAUGUAACUGACUAGACUGGCUGCCACUGUUUUGAGACAUGGGUUGUAUUCAUUAGGGAUCACUAACAAAGUAACGGAUUCUUAUUGGACACGUUCAGAUAGUACCUCCCCAUUUUGACCAGUUUGCUUCCGUUUAGUCCCCAAUGAAUACGACAGUAGUAUUGCAUGCAUCUCCUUAUGAGAAACCUCAGUCUCUUGAGGCCUCUUCCAGUAGCAAGCUUGUUUGAUCCCAGUAGUUGUGAGACCAUGGUAGUCAGUCAGUCGUGUGGUCUAUGUUACAUCUAUCCAGGGUGGGAUUGUUUAGCAUUGAGUUUGUUUAUUGAAAGUGAAGUAAAUGCAAAGCCAAACCAUAAGCUGAAUGUCUCAACUAACAUCAAAGGAACUGGAGCCCUAGGUCUCAUCCUGCCUUUUGACCACAGAUAGAAUGGUUGUGAUUCUAGACUAAAACAACAUGAGAAUACUACUGGAGUUCUGUUGUAGAAUUAUGGAUGUUCUAGAAGUGAUGUUUUCUGUUCUGGGGUUGUUGUAGAACUGUGUGAGGAGUUAUGAUUCUGUCCCUCAAUGGUUGGGCACCAGGUGUGGUGGUGUAUGUAUGCAUUUCUGGAUGAGAGCCUAACUUGAGACAUGAGCCCAAAGCAUAUAAUUUUUCUAUUGAAAAUGUACUGUAUGGCUGUCCUGUGCAGAAUUAAAGGAGUCCAUUUUAA